Messenger RNA from Ostrea edulis (European flat oyster), 1115 nucleotides. RefSeq names its product succinate dehydrogenase [ubiquinone] cytochrome b small subunit B, mitochondrial-like. Gene Ontology annotation, biological process: mitochondrial electron transport, succinate to ubiquinone; tricarboxylic acid cycle. The transcript has 4 exons. The record is from RefSeq and is a predicted model, not a curated record. Gene Ontology annotation, molecular function: ubiquinone binding; heme binding. NCBI's taxonomy places the organism in Eukaryota, Metazoa, Mollusca, Bivalvia, Ostreida, Ostreidae. Gene Ontology annotation, cellular component: membrane; mitochondrial envelope. The coding region runs from base 84 to 797 and encodes 237 amino acids.
AGAGGUAUUUGACUUCACAUAAAUAUAAUUACUUGGUUAAAAAUUGAUAUCUUUUAAAAUAUUUAAAUGAAAAUUUCUUACUCAUGCAUAGCGAAUUUACACUGGCAUUUUGUAUUCACCAGUUUGUUGCAAAAUGCGUCGUCAGUUAUGUGCAAGGUCACAUAAUCAUUACAGACAUUAGGAUUUACCACCAUAACGUGAAAGAGUCUAAUUUCUUCCUUGUGCAGUUUUCUUUGUUGAAUAUUCUUGCAACGGAAUUUCACAGUGAUAGAAAUUGUUGUGACUGCUUUAACUAUUUAUUUGGUACUGGCUGUUUAUUUACAAAGAACAGUUUGUUUCAACAAAAAUUUUCAGCCAGCCUCCAAAAUAGCCAGAUCACCAAACACUUUUCUCUGACUCCAGUAGCCAGUAGUCACCCAGUGGUGGAAUUCUUCAGAGCCCGAAACUUCCGGGCAAAGAGGGGUCCAUUUAGACCCGAGGAUAAGCGAGGGGAUCAUGCCAUGAUGGCUUCCACCCACUGGAAGGUGGAGCGUGCACUGGCCAUCAGCAUGCUGGGGGUCAUGCCUGCCUGUCUCAUUGUCCAGGGACCAGCCAUGGACACUCUGUUAUCUAUAACUGUUCUUCUUCACGGAUUCUGGGGUGUUGAUGGGGUGCUAACAGAUUAUUUAGAGAAAUUUGUUCCAUGGAUCCAUUAUCCGUGGUAUAUAUUGACCAUUGCUGGACUUGCUGGACUUCUGUAUUUUAAUUAUAAUGAUGUCGGAGUCUGUGAAGCAAUAAAGAUGGUGUGGAGAUUGUAAUUCCCAACACAUGACUUCAUGCUACCAUUGGAUAUUGCAUAAUUAUUAACAACAGUUCCUUUGCUUGAACAUUAUGUACCAUCAUGCAAAAGUAUAAGACUUUCCAUUACUGUACAAGGAUGAACAGGAAAUUAAGAACAGGCAACCUGAACUAUUUAUUAUGAAUAGUUUGUGUUAAAAUUAUGCUCUCAAAGUUAGGAUUUAUCGAAGUUUGCAGAUUGUUGCUAUAGUGAAAAAAGACUCUUAUUUACUGCUUUGUGUAACACAUGCUUGCUUCAAGGCUGUUAUUUGCAUAAAUUAAAUAUUUGUUUACAUUUA